Phyllotreta striolata is the source of this 216-nucleotide messenger RNA. NCBI's taxonomy places the organism in Eukaryota, Metazoa, Arthropoda, Insecta, Coleoptera, Chrysomelidae. The record is from the annotation of a GenBank genome assembly.
AUGGGGAUUAGAAGAGAAUGCAACGUCGUUUCGGGAGCACCGAAGAUCCGUUUAACGAAGAAACAAAUAUUCUUCCACGUUAUGAUCCAGAUGGUUUGCUACCUCACAAUCCCCAUCGGCACCAUCCUCUACAUACCCACUAUGAGGGAACGCCGAGGAGAAAUUCGAUACGGUAUCGAUGUGCCCUUAAUUAAAACAUCUAAGACAACCGAUUAA